AUGGCCCGCAACAGCACCGUUAGCCCUUACGUCGGCCGUCUCGGUCGCAGCGCCCUCUACUCGAAGAAGGGUGGCUACAAGCACGCUGGCCGCAAGCCUGCUGCUGCCGCCGAGGAGGCCCCCGUCGCCACCAAGGAGAAGACCGUUGGUGGUGCCAAGAACGCUGGCAAGCGUGUCGUGCCCACUACCAAGGCCCCGCGCUUCUACCCUGCUGACGACGUGCGCACCAAGAAGGUCAGCCGCAAGACUGCCAAGCCUGCCAAGCUGCGCGAGAGCAUCACCCCCGGUACCGUGCUCAUCCUCCUCGCCGGCCGCUUCCGCGGCAAGCGCGUGGUUUUCCUGAAGCAGCUCGACAGCGGUCUCCUGCUCGUCACUGGUCCUUUCAAGAUCAACGGUGUGCCCCUCCGCCGCGUGAACCAGGCCUACGUUAUUGCCACCAGCACCAAGGUCGACCUCGGCUCGUUCCAGGUUGACGCUAAGCUCGACGAUGCAUACUUCCGCCGCGAGAAGGCUGCCAAGACCAAGGCCGAGGCUUCCUUCUUCGCUGACCCCGCCAACAAGGCUCCCCUUCCCGAGAACAAGGUGGCUGACCAGAAGGCGCUUGACAAGGAGGUGAUUGCUGCCGUGAAGAAGCAGGGCCCGAUCCUUGCCAAAUACCUGGCUGCCACCUUCUCCCUGUCCAAGGGUGACAAGCCGCACGCCCUCCGCUUCUAA
Molecule: messenger RNA, 714 nt
Organism: Malassezia japonica
Lineage: Eukaryota; Fungi; Basidiomycota; Malasseziomycetes; Malasseziales; Malasseziaceae
Gene: RPL6
Product: 60S ribosomal protein L6
Exons: 1
Coding region: 1-714 (237 amino acids)
Biological process (GO): ribosomal large subunit assembly; cytoplasmic translation
Cellular component (GO): ribosome; cytosolic large ribosomal subunit
Molecular function (GO): structural constituent of ribosome; RNA binding
Source: RefSeq, a predicted model, not a curated record